CUGUGUUGUCCAUAUUUGCUGCCUGACCCGCUGAGUUACUCCAGCACUCUGUGAAACGUCACCCAUCCAUGUUCUCCACAGAUGCUGCCUGACCCGCUGAGUUACUCCAGCACUCUGUGAAACAUCACCUAUCCAUGUUCUCCAGAGAUGCUGCCUGACCCGCUGGGUUACUCCAGCACUCUGUGAAACGUCACCUAUCCAUGUUCUCCAGAGAUACUGCCUGACCCGCUGAGUUACUCCAGCACUCUGCAUCUGUUUUUCAUAUAUUUGACAGCUUUGCUUAAUGGCAAUAUUGAACAUGAUUCUUUUUUUUUUUUACAGGUGUUUAUGUUAAAGUUCCAGAAAUGGUGUCGAAUGAAAUGAAAAUUCUCCAGUGUUUCUUGGCAAUCUGUUUCAUUCUUGUUUCACAAAAAUCUAUUUUCGUUUGGUCGCAAAACCUGGCUCCGACAUUUCUGUCAAACAUGAGUGUUGUGCGAGUGUCUGAAGAUGCGGCAAGAGGUACGACUGUUUUCCGGAUAGCAGCUGAAGAUAAGGAUGGUGAUCCACUUGUCUAUGGAUUGGAGGGAGAAUUAGCAUCAAUUUAUUUCACAGUGGACACCACCAAUGGUGACGUUCGUAUUAAAGAAGCCAUCGACAGAGAGGUGUUUGCAAACAGUGAUGAUCACUUUGGAAUAACAAUCACCGUUGGCGAUGGAAUAAAUGCUUUGGUGAAAAAGAUGCUGCACAUUUACAUUGAAGAUGUGAAUGACAAUGCCCCAGUGUUUAAAGGAUUACCGUACCAAGCUGACAUUGCCGAGCAGAAUGAAAACGUGGGCGUGGAAAUAUUCAAAGUAUUCGCCAGUGACUCUGACAGAGGCAAGAAUGGCUCAGUGACCUAUCAAAUUCUGGAGCUUAUACCCUCAGAUGACGCUGAGUUAUUCGAAAUAUCCAAAAAUGGCAGUGUCUUCCUGAACGGUCGGCUAGACUUUGGAAGAACCAGCAUUUACCAGGUUGUGAUCAGGGCAGUGGAUCAAGGAGAACCAGACGCAAAAUACGCAACUACACGACUGAUCAUUAAUGUAAUUGACAUUCCCAACAGACCUCCGGAAUACUUAAGCCUGGCUUAUUAUGUUCGAAUUCCAGAGAAUUUACCUGUGGACUCGGUCAUUAUCACUGUAACAGCAGUUGAUGGAGACAGAGGCAUUAACAACCCAGUCACGUACAACAUUAAUGGCUCCAGUGCAUUUGCAGUGGGUAACACGACUGGGAAAGUCACCAAUAUCGCUCCGCUGGACAGAGAGGUUAUGGAAGAUCUCAUCACAGUUGAUAUCACCGCUUUUGAACUGGUCAAGGGUAUUAAAGACCUGUCAGCUGCAAGAACGACGACCGUGUCAAUAUUAGUCCUUGAUGUCAACGACAACCCGCCAAUGUUGUAUUCGAUGCUUGGAGUCGCUACAAACACGUUCCGGGCAUCGGUGCCUGAAGAGCCAGCGAACGGCAUGCCAAUCCUUCACAUUUAUGCACAAGACCUCGAUCAGGGCAAGAAUGGAACGUUUGCAGUGUUCCUUCAAGGAUCUGAUUCUGCAGCGUUUAACCUGAAUCAGAAUAUCGUGUACAACGAGGGAACGUUAACAGUCCAAGUGACAAACUCCGAGGCACUGGACUUUGAGAAGAAUGACGUCUUGCAGUUUCAGAUGCUUGCCAUUGAAUUGGAGACUAAAGAAAGAUUCAGCUGUGUUGCAACUAUUCGCAUUGUGAUAACGGAUAGAAAUGACAAUUGGCCAGAGUUUAACCAGGAUUACUUUCUACUGGAGGUCCCGGAGGACAGCUCAAAGGGCUCCAGUGUGGCUCGCAUUACUGCGACUGAUGCUGAUGGCGGACGUUUUGGUGAGAUACGCUAUCAACUUUCUGGAUCGGACAAUGCGUUGCAGACAUUUGGUGUGGACCCCCUGAUCGGAGUGGUCUUUAUAAAGAACCAAACACUCUUGGACAGGGAGAUGAGGCAGCAAUACUUUGUCACCUUGCACGCCAGAGAUGGUGGCGGUCUGACCACCAACGCGCAGAUUGAAGUCUCCAUCUCCGACGUAAACGAUCAAGUGCCUGUCUUCCAGAAGAAGACUUACAGUGGAUUUAUUAAAGAAAACGAGGUUAAAAAUAUUGUCCAGGUUCAGGCUAUUGACAAGGACCAGGAGAACUCGGCGAACAGUGAAAUUACUUACACCAUCAUUGAUGGAGCCCAUGCUCGACAUUUUAUCAUCAAUGCUUCCAGUGGAGUAAUAUCUGUGCUUACACCAGUGGACAGAGAGUCCAUGGAUGCAUCUCUGAAUGGAGUUGUUCAUCUUAUCGUCCAAGCCAUUGAUGGUGGGACUCCAGCCCGCAGCUCCAUGGUUCAAGUCGCCAUCACGGUGGAGGACGUGAAUGACAAUGGCCCAGUGUUUAACCAAAGCACAUAUUUUGUCGCUGUUCCUGAAGACCAUCAGGAUGGGUGUGUGUUUGAGAUAUGGGCUUGGGACAGGGAUGCGACAGAAUCUAAUCGGCUGGUGACCUAUAGGAUUGAAGACGGGGCCAGAGGCCAGUUCACCGUCACCACUGGGACGGGAGACCGGCCCCGAACCGCGUGCGUGCGCGUGGCGCCGGAGGCCAGGCUGGAUUACGACUGGGGUCCACACAGGUACAUCCUGUCGCUGGCAGCCGUUGACCUGGGCUUUGACCCCGCCAGCUACGCCACCAUCCAGGUGGACCUACUGGACACCAAUGACGAGCCUCCCGUCCUGAUGGCCAGCUCCCUCUCCGACGUGCGUGCCAGCGAGAAUGGAGAGCUCCAAACCACCGUCGCCACUGUCCAGGCCCUGGAUCCGGACACAGGCGCGGAGCUGCACUACUUCAUCCGGGGAGCGGGGUGCCUGGGCGAGGAGGGGAGAAGGCUGGGCAGCUCGCUCUGCAAAGACUGGUUUCAGCUGAUGGAGCGAUCCGGGUCUCUGGUCUACGGUGGCCCCGUGGAUCGGGAACGUGUCCAGGCGGUCUGGCUCAGAGUACAAGCCGUGGACUACAACACUGUGCACUCUUCAAACAGCAGUGAGGAAGGACAUAUUAAAAUUAUCAUCGCUGAUGAAAACGACAAUGCACCUGUAUUUUCUGGUGCAGAAAAUAAAAAAGUUGUGUUGGAAUUUGUCACGGAGGGAUUAGAGGUUGCAGUGUUGGAGGCCUCUGACAGUGACACGGGAGAGAAUGGGGCUGUCACAUUCCACAUUGUGGCGGUCACGUUAAACGUACCAGGGGCAUCACCAGUUAAUAAAACAGCAACAGAAUCCUUUUAUAUUCAAACAUCUUUGAACAGCAAGUCUAUGUGGGAAGGCAGUCUUCGGAUAAGAAAUCAUUUGGAGUUAACAUCAGAGGGAUGUUGGAAGAUAGAAAUUGUCGCCGUUGAUGGGGGAAUACCUCGUAAUACUGCUCAUUACUUGCUAGAAGUCCACAUUGUUAACAGAAGCAGGAAAUUGCAACUCGUUUUUGACAAGUUUCCAGGAAGUCUGCUUCUGAUGGAGAAACAAAUACUGAGCAUUUUAAAUACUGCCGUGCCUGGAACUAGUGUGAUCUCUUCAAGAUUCUUACCUGCAAACAAGACCAGCAACUUAAAAAGGACCUUUAUGGACGUCUAUUUCAUUGAUGGCAAUGGCCUUGUUGUCAAUCCGGAUGUUAUCAGAGGAGAAAUAGAAAAAAAUGUUUCAACUCUUUCCAGCCUUAUUGAGCUCGGUUUGAGGUCUGUGGGAUCUCUCUCAUCUCGGCUCAAAGCUGAUAACGAAGCAGCCUUGCACAGAGUGAUAUUUAUAUUAGCCGCCGGCAACAUAACGUCUAUUGCCCUGGCGGUUCUUAUCCCUCUGUGCAUUAGACAAAGAUAUCGACGGCAGUUGAAGGCAGCUGCAGCAAUAAGUGUGGCGGAGCUGACCUCUGUGAGAAGGAACCCCAUGGUGUUUGAUAUACCUGGAACAAACAUGUACACUAUCGAAGGAUCAAAUCCAAUCUGGAAUAGAACGCAGAUCAGUCAAGCAACCGGCAGCUUCAAUGAAGAUGCGCAGUUUGAUCAGAAAAGUUUGAACUCUCUUGAUGAUAAUGCCAUUGCUGAUGGGAAGGAUGAGCAGGAUUACUUUAACGUUCGUGAGCCAAGCACCGACAAGUCUCAGGGAAAAAGAAGUAAUGUAUUUCCCUUGAGCGCACGAAAAAGUGAUUCGGAGAAACCUCGAGAGGCAACAGUUCUCAACUUCCUUACUGUGGCCUUGGCAUCGCGUGAAGACAGAAAAUGUACAGAGGAGCUGAAAUCUGGGGAAAUGGUUCAAUUAUUCAACAAUGACAGACCCAAUGCUACUGAUCUGUGAAGCAAGAAAGAAGAAUCUUACAUGUUGUGACUUUCUGGGUUGAUGUAGAGUCUUAGCUGUGUGGAAGAUUAGCUGUGUGUAACAUUUGGAUUUUUAACUUGGGGUAUUGACAGUGCACAGGCCUAGAGACAACGGCGGCUUAAAACAACCACCCAGAAUAAACAGAUAA
Molecule: messenger RNA, 4518 nt
Organism: Leucoraja erinaceus (little skate)
Lineage: Eukaryota; Metazoa; Chordata; Chondrichthyes; Rajiformes; Rajidae
Product: cadherin-related family member 2-like
Biological process (GO): homophilic cell-cell adhesion
Cellular component (GO): plasma membrane
Molecular function (GO): calcium ion binding
Source: RefSeq, a predicted model, not a curated record